Molecule: messenger RNA, 3057 nt
Organism: Serendipita indica DSM 11827
Lineage: Eukaryota; Fungi; Basidiomycota; Agaricomycetes; Sebacinales; Serendipitaceae
Source: the annotation of a GenBank genome assembly
AUGGCGUCGAGCCAGCUGUUUGACCGGUACAUUGCCCAGUCUCAGUCCCGGUCUCGUUCAGACUCUUCCAACUCGUCCAUUCUCUCUGGUGCGCUUUCUCCGCCACCCAGAGCCAGAAAACCUAGCUCGCCGCCCAGCACUCGCUUGGAUUCUGCCGCAUCCUCGCCCGUAGUCCAGCCCCGCACAGUCGACGCCCCAAAGCUCAGCUCGACACACGCAGACGUGUCCAAUUCCCGCUCGUCGUCGCCGUUUGUCGACGGCGAAACGCUCACAAGGUCGGUCGGGGCUCACAGUAGCCAACGGCCAACGCAUCAUGCGGCAAACUAUUCUGAAUCUAUUACCUCGCUCACGUCCUACUCUAAUUUGUUCUACGAUGCCCGCGAGGACGCCUCUCCGAGUCCCAAGCCACCGUCCGACUCGAACAGAGAGUCCCAGAUUCACGAUUUCGACGAAGAGGGGUCAAUAAGCAACUAUUCCGAUCUCCUUUAUCCAGAACUACAGUCGACGACGACGGCGUCCCAGCCCUCCCCUCGACUCUCCAUCGACGUCCAUGGGCCCCCACCACGACGCCGCGUUUCGUCGUUUAACAGCCAGGAAGGCCCAGAGAGUCCUGUAGAGUUUGCCACGAUCACCGGUGUCUCUCCCGUUAUGCCCGUCUUUCCAGAGACAGAGAUCAAUCCUAUAUUGCCACCCCAACUCCAACAUUCUCGAAACGGCAGAAGCAAGAAGCUCGCGUUCGAAGAGGGUCGUCGAGACAGCUUUAUCGAUUUUGACCCUCCUGCAAAUGGGAAUAACGCUCAACCUGCAGCAGUGAGAACCAAGCCAUCCAUGCCAGACGAAAUGCCCAUAUUUACCGUGCGCCAUGCUAUUCAGUCGCAGAACAGGUCCCUCGGCGAUUACAAGACGCUUGUCGACGAGGUUGAGGCAAGGCGCCCAGAUUUCGAUCUCGAGUCCCCCACAGAGCCACGGCAAGUGCUCGUAGAUGGUUCUGACAAGCGGAAAGCAGCGACGCCCACACCAGACUUGGCCAACCCCCUCCCACCGACAUCCAAUCUGCUCGAGCCCCAGGAGCGCAAGGAACGAUUAAAGCAAACGCGCAAAAUUGUACAAAUGCUCGGUCCUACCGCAAUCCCAGCAGCCCAAGCCUCUCCACGAGCAAUGUCUGCCUCCCCUCAUCGCUUUACUCGGUCCGACAGUCUGCCGACUGAAAGCCUGAACGUUCAGGCUUUACGUGAGAAUCGUCACCAAGGAGAUGAAGAACGAUCGACGACGACGACACAUGUUUUGGUGUCAAAGUCAAGUUGGGGACCGCUCAAUCAGAGCACCAUCUUCCUAAAUGCAAAUGGACGUCGCCAUUCGAGUCCGUUGAGCCCAACGCUCCACGAUCCCGAGUAUUAUCAAUCAAGGGAUGCGGAAACGGCGAGCUUGAGCUCCCUUGGAUCCAUCAUCGAGCCCGCAGACGAUAAGCAGACGCAUACCCCUAGGAGUGGGAGUCCCACGAGCUUUAUCGAACUAUGGUGGGAAGAAGAUGAGGGAGGGAUGAGGACACCGAAACGACGUCUGUCAGUCGAGCGUGUCAUCGUAUCUGACAUGGAAUCUCAGGACCAGCACUUGGACCGUGGGGCUUCUGCCUCCGGGACCACCGAGAUUUCAGGGAUGGCGCCGCUCCAAUCAAAGAAUCAUUUCAUUUCUUCCGAGUCUAUCUCAGACGACGAGGGACAUCGACAAAAGGGAGAUUGGAAGGACGAAGAGUGGCAGCAAGAGAGACAACGGAAACGACAACAGCUUGCCAAGAUUCAUCGAUAUCUCGGUUCCAAAGUCCCGGCAGAGCUCGUUACCGGUUUCAGUUCUGCCACCAUGGAGAAAAUGAUGGUGCCACCGGUGCCUGCUGUCCGUCCACGCGCAACUGAUAAUGGACCCGUGAGCAAUGUCAAGGAAUGGCAAAAACGACGAAGGAGCUCCAGCGCCGCUCAAAUGGAAGCUGGGGAUCGCCGAGGACGACCCGCGCCCGUUCGAAAUCUGUCCGAAACGCUUUCUUCGUCUGAGAAGAUGGCCAUCAUAAAGCGAGCUCAGAAGAUUGAGCAGAUCUUUGGCGAACAGCCUACCCGGCCCCUGUCCAUGUCCCGUGCAUCACCGACUACAGACGCACAGUUUACGCGACAGGAGCCCAAGUCGGCGCCUAUCAAGCCUAUUAUGGAAUACCCGGUCACGAACCCCAAGACGAAUGGCUACAAAGCGGGGUCGCCGUUUCCCAAGAAGGAUGGUCGACCUUCGACUGCGGGUUCAUCACGGCCAUCAACGGCGCAAUCGACUACUGGUCUUCUUUCCGCUUACAGCAAAGACGUGGAGAGGGAACGAAGGGCGCGCCAGAAACCGAUCAUUAUCGAAGUCGAACAAACACAGACUGUGGACAUCUAUCCUUCUCCGUUCCCCAUCGGCACGGCGUUAGGCUCGCCAUGGGAAGACAUGUAUGAAGAUGUCAUUGACAUCUCGGCGGCCAACCAACCUACGCAACCCUCCAAGGCGGCAGUCCUACCCGGCGUUCCGACAUCUCGUCAAUUCCUCGAUUACCGCACGAGUUUGAAUUCUCUUGGACGCAUUCUCGAUCAGGACGAUCGGCAAUCUCUGAAUGAACUACAUGCGGUGCUGGACAAUAGUGAUGACGAAGACGAGGCGGAGAAUGGCUUGCACGGUAAUCUUCACCACCGACGCCCGCAGCUAUCCUCGACGAAUGACAAGAAUGCCAUUGUCGAUCCACGGCCUGAACGGACCAUUCAGUAUCGCGCGUCCCUCGCGUCGAUCAAUACUAUUGCAUCGACGUCGACCUAUGCCACGCUGACGCCCGAACCAAUGACGUUCCAGGCGCGUCGCAAGCGUGCAGCCAAGCUCGCUCACUUUUUCGGCGCGUCGUACCGCGACCUGUUUGGCGAGGUGCUCGAUAGGAUUGAACGCGGCAUGCUCGAAGAGGCGACCAGAGGUGAGAUGUCACAAGAAGAGGUCAAGCACCUCAUGAAGCAACUCGACAAAUUAAAGAAGCGGCAUUCUCAACUGGAUUAA